GCUCCCCUGCCCGCAUCGCCCGGCCGGUGCCCGGUACCCCUGAGGUCCCGUCCCUGCGGAGGGGGGCCGGGGGCUUUAGGUCCCGCCCGGUGCGGCGGGCAGGAUGCACCAGAAGCUGCUGCGGAGUGCGCACUACAUCGAGCUGGGGAGCUACCAGUACUGGCCGGUGCUGGUGCCCCGUGGCAUACGCCUCUACACCUACGAGCAGAUCCCCGUCUUCCUGAAGGACAACCCCUACAUCACCGACGGCUACCGGGCCUACCUACCCUCCCGCCUCUGCCUAAAGAGUCUCUUCAUCCUCUCCAACGAGACCGUCAACAUCUGGAGCCACCUGAUCGGCUUUGUCCUUUUCUUCACACUGGGAAUCUACGACCUGACGGCUGUGCUGCCGGCCGCCGGAGCCUCCCGGGAGGACUUCGUCAUCUGCUCCGUCUGCCUCUUCUGCUUUCAGGUGUGCAUGCUCUGCUCAGUAGGAUACCAUCUUUUCUGUUGUCACCGCUCAGAGAAGACCAGCCGGCGAUGGAUGGCAUUAGAUUAUGCAGGAAUUUCCAUCGGGAUCCUGGGCUGCUAUGUAUCAGGCGUCUUUUAUGCAUUUUACUGUAAUAAUUACUGGCGUCAGGUAUAUUUAAUCACUGUGCUGGCAAUGAUCUUGGCAGUGUUUUUUGCUCAGAUUCAUCCCAGUUACCUCACACAACAGUGGCACAGACUUCGCUCCAUCAUCUUCUGCUCCGUGUCUGGAUAUGGAAUCAUUCCCACCAUCCACUGGGUUUGGCUCAACGGCGGUAUUGGUGCAUCUAUUGUACAGGAGUUUGCUCCACGUGUAGUUGUCAUGUACUUCAUCGCUGCUGUAGCUUUUCUCUUCUAUAUUUCCAAAGUUCCAGAAAGAUACUUCCCAGGCCAGCUGAACUACCUCGGCUCAAGUCACCAAGUGUGGCAUAUCCUUGCAGUGGUGAUGCUGUACUGGUGGCAUCAGUCCACAGUGUACAUCAUGCAAUACCGACACAGCCAGCCCUGUCCUGAUUAUAGCCCAGGCUUGUGAGUGAAGAUGAAAUUCCUGACUUUGAAGUCUGCACCUUACCUGCUGAGCUAUGAGGUGAAACACUGAGGCAGUUCCUUUUCUGACUUCUGGACUGUUACCUGGUUGCUGUUGUGUUAUGGUGAUGCUUGAAAAAAUGAACAGGAUGACCUGGGAUCUGAGCUGCAUUUCCUUCCUGUUCUGCAUUCCAGUAUAAAAUAGGUCUUCCUGGAGUGGGACAACAGAAAGAUGGGCUGUAAGACUCAGCAUUUGUUCUGCUUGGGAGACAAAAACGACAGAACUGUGUGAAAUCUGCUGAGCUCCCCAGCCCACAUACCCAGUAUUGAGAUUUGAUUCAAGUGCAUCAUUAAGACACAGCUCCUGGCUGUAUAUGUGUGUGUGCAAGCCCACAGUAACUGUGAGGCCUGGUGCUGGAUCUAAAUCACAGUAGUACAGUGUGUUGCAACUACAGCAUCUUUAUCUGAAUGACUUUCUUUAGCACUGGCACAGUAACAUAUUGAGUAUCUCUUUUACUUCUUUGGACAAGCUCUUCUUUUUCUGGAAGACAAGAUCAGGUGUCAUCCACCACAGCCACCCCUUCCUUUCAGAUGCUAAAACUUGCCAAUACAGAUAGUGCCAUUACUUCAAGAGAUAUCUCUAGAUCUCUCCAGCAAUUUGGAAUCAGUGUUCUACAGUACUUCAGCGGCAGUGCUGAGCCUAUGUGCUCACCCUUGUUACUAUCUUGCAGUCAGCAGAGUUACAUUUGUUUAACAGGCUGAAAUAACACAUCCCAAGUAGGGAACCUGAUGGGGAUUCAAAUCGCUGUCUGUUGGCCUUUACUGUGGGAUGUGCAGUACUGUACUUGCAGACUUUGUUAAUGAAAAUAACUUGAUUGCCAUAAGCCUGUCACAGUAAAAAGGUUGCCUUUGGCUUUAGAAUGUCAUGAAACCAGCUCUUAGAAACUUUAGGGAGUUUAUAACUUACAAACGUUAGAGAAACACAGAAUGCACAGGUUAUUAGGUAGCUGUAGUAUAAUUAACUUGAGGGGUGCCUUUUUUCCAACAGGAUUGGAAUUCUUUGGAUUUGGGGAUUAGAAUCAGUGCUUUUAAGUGACUUGAGUGUAGCAGUUGUGCUUGUGUUCAGAGCCCAGUUGAACAAUGGUAGCAAAUGGUGAUUCUUCACACAAUCCAGCCAUUAGUCAGCAUUAGCCCUGUGGAGAGUCCUUCUCUUGCCUCAACGUGCUGUUACCAUUUAAUCCCAUGUGGCUUGUUUGGGAGAAAAGCUGUUGAAGGAUGAGGUGGCACCAGCAUGGCUGGUGUUGGAAAGCAGGAGAUAACCUUGUCUCUGCUUUAAUGCGAGGCAAAAACCUUCUGGUCUGAGAUUAAGUGUCCCAGAUGCCCUUGUUACCUGCAGGGUGGCCUUCAAGAGCAUUCCAGCAAACUUCUCAUCUUUUGUGAUCCUCUGACACUAGCCAUCUUAAAACAUGCCAAUAUGGCCUGGUAGGAUUUCAAACAAGUUCUCUUACUCCUGAGGCCAAGGCACAGGGGAGUAAACCCUUAAGGCAACAUGCUAAAAGCUCUGUAACAUUCGAGAAGCCUUUAAUGCACUCUUGCUUUCAUCAUUGCUGUUCCCUUUCCUCUAGGGAGAGAUUUCCCCCAUAAUUUUUAGCUCACAAGGAGGGGAAGAGGGCUGCCUUGGUGUAGUGCCCUCCUCAGGGCAGACAGGCUGCUCUUGGGUCCCCCCAUGCUGCCUCCUCUUCAGCCUACACCAGCCCAGCUCCCCCAGCCUUCCCUGUCAGCGCUGUGCCAGUGACACACAGAAAACUGAUGAAAUCUUACUGUGGGGCACCUGAACUCUUGUUAGUGGUGGAGAAGGCAGACACCAACUUCUCUCCUGAUGUGUUGGAGAAUAAUGCCAGCCGUCUCUUAAGUUCAGUGGGUUAUUGUGGGAUUUUUCCAGCUCCAGGGACAAGUAGUGAGAACUGACUUUGCCUUUGAGAAUCAACUCCUUGACUUUGAGCCUUUCAGUGUAAACACUGAUUUAUUUAUUUAUUUAUUUUUGACAGCCAAGCCAGUUCCAAGUGCACUAAUUACUAGUGCUGAAGCCUGAGGAGGAACCGGCAAGUAGAAAAGCCCAUUUCCAGUGUUAUGUGAAAAACAAACAUUUGAGGAACACGUGUUUGUGUAUUGAGAACCUACUGACUUGAUAGUUCUCUAAGGUAUUUUUAUGACAACUCUUACCUACUGUAGCAGUUUUCACUGGAUCAGGAAACUGAUUGCCAAGAUGUACAUUUUUAUUACCCUGAACUUCAAGCUGCAUGAUGGUCUUUAUGUACAUACUGAACCUGUAAAUAAAUUCCACUUCAUUGACCAUU
Messenger RNA from Melopsittacus undulatus (budgerigar), 3389 nucleotides. RefSeq names its product progestin and adipoQ receptor family member 3 (gene PAQR3). The record is from RefSeq and is a predicted model, not a curated record. Lineage: Eukaryota; Metazoa; Chordata; Aves; Psittaciformes; Psittaculidae. The coding region runs from base 104 to 1039 and encodes 311 amino acids. Gene Ontology annotation, molecular function: signaling receptor activity. Gene Ontology annotation, cellular component: membrane. The transcript has 7 exons.